AUGACCGACGCGCGCCAGUACGGCGAGCUCGCCACCCAGCUGCUCAUGGAAUCUCGAAGAUCGACACAGACUGACACACUACUCAAGUACAACGACUCACUUGUCAGAUCAAUCAUCCGGGAGCAGCGCGACAUGGAAAAGGCCAUCGACGCGCUGGCUAUCGAAGGCGCGUCGCCCCCACCAGGAAUGCUGAUCAUCCAGACAGCCAUCAACAGAAAUAAGCGCUGUCUUCUCGCGUACCACUCGCAUCGCGUCGAUCGGCUCCGCGAUAUGUACUGGGCAGUCGGUGGUGCACUCCCACAUAUCCUGUCGAAUCAGGACAUCCGAAGCAAGCUUUCACCACACGAAGUCGAUUAUCUGCGACAAUACAACGCCUCUGUCAUGGAAUUUAGAUCCGAAUUCUCGCACGAACUAGAUAUCACUGCAGGAAUCACCAACCCGCCGAAAGACCUCCAUGUUAUGGUUCGCGUCAUUCGGGAUUGUGGAGUCAUACAGACGGAAUUGGGAAGCAUCGACUUUCAGAAGGGCCAGAGAUUCAUGGUACGACGCGCCGAUAUCGAGCAUCUCAUCGUUCAAGGCUAUCUGGAGGAGUCCGUCGAAGUCAAACAACGACUCAGCCGGAUCGACGCGUCGAAGUUGGACCUUCCACCGUACCACGCCGUCCGGACGGUCAUGCACAGUGGGCGUGUUCGCGUAUUGUACACCAACACAUACCGCCGACUCCCUGCUAGAUCAGUCGCUUUCUACAGACCUACUGCGCCGUCUGCAAGGGCUGGUCCAGCAGCAUCGCGCUGUUAUCAACAACACGCAAAUCCGACGAUCGACCUUCGUGCCCACCCUGCCGCCUUGUCCUCCCAGACCCUUUCAGAUCUUGGACUUCGCUCCCAGCUUCCUCCCGACUCACUACCUGACCCGAAUCAAGAUACCCCUCCCGAAGUUCCCGACCAAGAAUGGGAAAUUCGAACAGGACGCGCAAUAUACAUCAUUCGAGAAACUCUACCCGAAUUCUUCAAUACGGGCCUUGUCACCUCUAUCAACAAAAUGACCGGAGCUCCACGAACACCAUCCACUGUCUCUACUUUUACGCCAGCUGCCGCUACCAACUUCCUUGAACAUUUCGUCCUCAAAGAUGACGAAGAACCACUGUAUAGCCCUAAUGUCAGGCUUGCAUACACACCGCCUGUUGCACUCCCUCCACCCUUUCCAAAGACGCUGCAUGUUGAAGGCAUUCAACUUUAUCUCGCGUCCUCCAACAUCAUCAGACACACAAUGAACGCUCUGUACUCAGAUCUGGCGGUGCAGAUAUCGAAACUUGUCGUCAAUACACCGACGUCAUCGUCUCCGCCUUCCGAUUCAUCCAAAAAGCGCCGGAUCAGUCGCGAAAAGAAUUUUGUCAUCCGACAACAUGUCACUGGCAUCGCGCGGGUGAGUGGGAAGCAGGGCGAAUGGGAAAUCGAGUCGACGUACACAUUCUCGCCUGCUACGGGUCUCAUGCAUCAGCACAUCGUGAACUCGAUACACCCCGCUCCGCAUCAAGCUGUGUAUGACUCUCUUCGAUCGGGCUUCGGGAAGAUGUUAGGCCUCGGGUGGGGAACGGGAACGGGAACAGGUGCUGCAAAUGGAGCUACGUGCAAGGGCAAGCCUCCGCAAGCCAAAGAAACGUGA
This is a messenger RNA of Cyclocybe aegerita, 1665 nucleotides long. The record is from the annotation of a GenBank genome assembly. Lineage: Eukaryota; Fungi; Basidiomycota; Agaricomycetes; Agaricales; Hemipholiotaceae.